Messenger RNA from Owenia fusiformis, 3153 nucleotides. The record is from the annotation of a GenBank genome assembly. NCBI's taxonomy places the organism in Eukaryota, Metazoa, Annelida, Polychaeta, Sabellida, Oweniidae.
GAAAUUGCAGGAAUUCAAAUUUCGUGACAUAUUAGACGUAAUCUUUAAGUGUAAAAGCCGGAAGUUGGAGAAUUUUAAACAGAUAUCAACAUUUUCCUUCGAAAUCCUCAUAACACCAGUUUCUGAUGAUAAAUGACAGUCUAGCGUAUCAAGGUUGGAAUAAUGGGGCAAAAAUUAAUUCAAAAUGACUGAGCCAGCAGAGAAUGAAGCAGGAGAAAACUGUUUCAAAAUGGAGGAAUGAUUCUGUACAAACACAAUUCCGUCAACCAUUAGAAGACAUAUUGGCUUCAGUUCUCGGCAAAGAGAGGUGGAAUUUACGCUGGACCAACAAUGCCGAAAAACUGGUAGUAGUUCCCUAUGAUGGCAUUCCUUUCCUACAUUGUGGGAAACGAUCCUUUUGCUGCCACCUUGGACCAGAUAAAGACAAACACAAGAAAGAGAGAAUGGUUGCAAAAAGACAAGAACGGUUUGCUGAACUUGAUGACAAUAAUAGGCCAAGCACUAGGAGACGACACACAAAGAAGAUUGGAUGCCCAUCUAAAGUAUAUCAACUAAGAAUUGUCAAAUUUCCUGGAUACAGUGUAGAAAGGAAUACUCCAACUGAAAGAUAUGCUGCUGCUAAAAGGUUCCGUAGGGAUCUUACAAAUGGGGGAGUUGAGAUAGAAACUCAGGAAUUGUUUUUUCUGAAAAUUCCACCCGAUCAGUUGCAUCAGGGCCACCCUGUUGGGCUUCCCUAUAUUCCUCAAAAAAUGGAGCGAAAACGUCCAGCAGUCCCAGCACCAAGAAAAAGUAGAAGCAAGAAAGCAAGAAUGGAGAGGGAACAACAAAAACAAGAAAAACUCAAACAACAGCAGAUGGUACAUCAGCAAGGGCAACAACAACAUUGGACAGUUUAUCAACAACAACAAUUGGCAGAUAGAGCCAUGUAUCAAGAACAACAGGAAUAUUUUCUUCAAAUUCCGGACACAGCAGAUGAUGUAUUAAAUGACGAAAUUAUAUAUGAUGGUAUUAUCUCAAGUGACAUACAAGAAGGCAUAAUGGAUGAACAUAUAGAGAACUCUGAAAGUCUGGUGCGGCCAGACUUAGCUGGAUACUGUCCAGCUUCAAAUCUUUCUUUCAAUGAGCAUAUAACCCAACUAAAAAAGCAAGGCAAAGAGGUGUAUCAUUUUGCCUUUGGCCAAUCACCUUUUCCUAUCAUGGAUCAUGCUCAGGAGGCUUUACGGGAACAUGCUGGGGAAAAUGCAUAUUUGCCAGUGGCUGGCUUAAAAGAUUUACAAAAAGCUGUAUGUCGGUUCCACUCUAGGUAUGAUUGGAUGAAUGAGUUACUUGAUAACCAGGUGAUCAUCGGACCUGGAACUAAAGAGCUAAUCUUCCUUCUUAUGAAUGUCUUCAAUGGAGUUGUACUUGUUGUGUCUCCCUCAUGGACCACAUAUAAACCCCAGGUAACCCUAUCCCAUCAUAAACCAUACACCAUACAGACCACACUAGAGGGCGAGUGGCGCAUAACUCCAGAAGCUAUAGAACAGACUAUCUUAUCCAAUAAUCUGACUGGCAAUAAACUGCUGAUCUUGUGCAAUCCUGAUAAUCCAACGGGAACUAGUUAUUCAGCCCACCACCUUGCAUCAUUAGCAACUGUCUGCAGGCGCCACAAUAUCAUAGUACUUUCUGAUGAGAUCUAUGCAAGACUUCACUUCCAGCAAAGUCAUGUGUCACUUGCUAAGUACUAUCCAGAGGGGACAAUUCUUGGUUCAGGUUUGUCUAAAUGGGCGAGUGCAGGAGGAUGGAGGUUAGGAUACCAAAUAUAUCCUCGAGAGCUGAAUGAGUUAAAGGCAGCAGUGCGAAGUGCAGCUAGUCAUACAUAUUCCUGUGCUGCAGCACCAAUGCAGUAUGCUGCUAUUAAGCUCUUCGCCAAUUCAGAAGCAUGUGACGAAUACAUUAAAGCAACAACUAAGAUUAUGUCUACUUUGGGAAAUUACUCUUACAGGGAACUGACAUCAGUUGGUGUGAAGGCUGUGAGACCUAAGGCAGGGUACUACAUGAUGCCAGACUUUGAAGUGUGUAGGGCAGGGCUAUUGAAGAAAGACUUGCACUCAUGUGAGGAUAUGGUACAGUUGAUGUUCAAAGAGAGUAAAGUUGCAGUAAUGGCUGCUGGUCCAGCAUUUCUACGUCCUGAGCAUGAACUAACAACGAGGCUAUGUUUCGUUGAUUUUGAUGGCAAGCCUGCUCUUGAGGCUUAUAGAGCCCUGGGACCUGACCCGACACUAGAUGAUAGCUUUAUACAACAGUAUUGUCCUAACGUGUAUAAUGGCAUUCAGGCCUUGAAGAAAUGGGUAGUGAAGUAUUCUGCUUGAUCACCAGGGCCAGCCACAACACCUAACCAUGGGCUUUCAACUAAUUGAAAGCCCAUGGUCUAACUGCAUCUAUCAUUAUCUAUGUAUUGACACUACUUGGUGCUAAUCUAAUAAUAGGAUAUAGGAUAUUGAGAAGGAAAUGGUGUAUGCAGAUGAAUAUGGAUUACGUUCAAUUCAAAUCAAACAUCAACAUUGUCAUUAGAUUUUUGAAAAAUAUUGACGUAGUUUGAAUUGACCUGUUAUGUAUUGAAAAUCCUGCUAGUGACAAUCAGAAUUGUCUAGCAUUGGUCUGUUUAUCAAAGUUGAUGUUGUGAUUCUUGGGCAUCAAUUGAUAAAAAAAACUUCACCCAGCUACACAACAGACAGUCAGUGAAAGUCAAUCAACGAAGAUUUAUGUUCCCCGAUUGUAGUUAAAAAUAAUGGAAUUUAACACUUACAUUUUAUUAUUACAUACACUGUAUUUCGUAUCUUCAAGGAAUAUACAAAUGCUACUGUUUUUGGUAUUUUAAUAUUACAAUUAAGUGUAAAGUGUAUUUUGGAGAGAAAGGAGAAUUUGAAAGAGAAUAACAAGUGGAGAACUAGUUCAAUGAGAAGUGGAGAACUAGUUCAAUGGGAAGAGUAGAGGAAAAUUAUCAGUGAUAUUAUUUUACAUAACUUUAUUUAUAAAUGUUUUACAAGUUUAAUUCAUCCUAUACGAGUAAUAUCGUAAAACUGUUGUAUACAAGUUGUAAACUCCUGAUAGAAUGUUGCUCGUUGAAUUGUUAUCUAAUUAAAAACACUGAAGACCUAGUAUCUAAAUGUG